Molecule: messenger RNA, 1679 nt
Organism: Candoia aspera
Lineage: Eukaryota; Metazoa; Chordata; Lepidosauria; Squamata; Candoiidae
Gene: TAX1BP3
Product: Tax1 binding protein 3
Exons: 4
Coding region: 71-457 (128 amino acids)
Biological process (GO): establishment or maintenance of epithelial cell apical/basal polarity; embryo development; receptor clustering
Cellular component (GO): cell junction; basolateral plasma membrane
Molecular function (GO): protein binding
Source: RefSeq, a predicted model, not a curated record
CGCUCCCUCGGCUUUUGUUCCGCCGGAGGCGACGCGAGCGCAGCGGCGACUCCCGGGGCCAGCCGGCGCCAUGUCCUACAUCCCGGGCCAGCCCGUCACGGCCGUGGUGCAAAGGGUUGAAAUCCACAAACUCCGCCAGGGCGAGAACCUCAUCCUGGGCUUCAGCAUCGGAGGCGGCAUCGACCAGGACCCUGCUCAGAAUCCCUUCUCGGAGGACAAGACGGACAAGGGCAUUUACGUCACUCGAGUGACAGAAGGGGGACCAGCAGAAAUGGCCGGGCUUCAGGUUGGAGACAAAAUCAUGCAGGUUAAUGGAUGGGAUAUGACGAUGGUGACUCACGACCAAGCCCGCAAGAGGCUGACGAAGCGGAACGAGGAGGUGGUCCGGCUCCUGGUGACGAGGCACUCUCUGCAGAAGGCUGUGCAGCAGUCAAUGAUGUCCCAGCCGUGCCACUGAGUUGGGGCAAAUGAUGGUCUUCAGAACAGGGUGGAGAGAUGCUGAACACGGACCACAGAUCUAUCUGGUGACCUGGCGCAGAGCAGCUUUUCAACCAAGGGCACCCCCCACCCCCACCACACCUAUGCAAAGAUGGCUCUGCUCCGGCGGGUGUCCCCACUGAGGUCACGGAGGACACCUCUGGGGGCAGUUUGAUGCCCAUCUGGAUCCAAGACCUUGGGCAUCAAACUGCAACCAGGGGAUAGGGAAACGUCUGGGCAAGAGCCAGCUUCACGGUUCUGAUCCACUGUGACCACUUUCUGCCUAAAAGCUUGUGGAGAUAGUCAGGGCCCAGCUUUUGUCCCAAAGAUGCUCCAGUAGAUUCAGUUCUUAAAUACCGUUUUUUUUUUUGUAAGAAAACCGCAUUGUGUUUGAUAGAAAAGAUGGCCCUGUAAUUAACAGAUGCAGUCUUGUUACCUAGACCAAAGUUUUUGUUGCCGAUAUCUUGAACCUUGCACCGGUUUCUGUUAAGACCAGCCCAACCAUUGCCUUUCUGAGGGAUUCUGCGUUCCUCUGUAAGGCAGAGGAAGACCAAGAACCCGUGACAGAUGGCCGUUUGAAAUUGGCUCCCUUCUUCAGCGCUGCGUCGCAAGCCCUCGAAAGAAGGUGAAUGGAGUUUUGGCGGCCUUAAGUCUUCAUUUGCCGGGAACUCUGCCCAGCCAGGAUUCCUGCGAACCAAAGUCUGAUAGGCUGAUGUUAGGGACUUCCAUUACAUUGAUAAGUGGUCUUAGACGUUCUCGAGUCACGUUCUGUCUGGCGGCCACCGUUUUGACUCUCGACUUUGUAUCCUAACUUUCCAAAGUUAGCUUCUAAUCAUGACUUUUGUGCCAAUUUCUCCAAACUCUUCCUGAAGAUCUUUUAUACGCCUUGUAAAUAAUACCCCCUCCCAACAUUUGUAUCACUAACUUAUUUCAGUAUAUUACUGCUAUUCUACUUGUGCACCGAUUUAACUUCGGUGCUCUUAAAUCUCAGCCUGUCGUGAUGAAAGAAGGUUGCAUUCUACCCUCUGUGGUUUGUCCUUCUGGUGCAGAAAUUGUCGUGCGACGGUAUCUUUUGACAAGAUUGAACUUCCAAAGCCUUGUGUUUUUGUAGUACCCAAUCACAUCAGUUUAGUUGGGAGGUAAAGAUAUCAAAUGCUGCUGUAUUAUCAUUUUACACAAAAUAAACUAAGCUGGACUUCUGA